CGAACAAUCUCGAAAAGCGCGCCAUAUCAAAUAUAAAUACGUGACAGGUAGUACUGCGCAGUCAGUUAAAAAGUGCAACUCAAAGUGAACGUUUGUAUAACGUUUGAAGUAAUUAUCUACCAAACAAUAUUAUACAAUAUAAACAAUUAUUUCAUUUGUAAAACAAAUUAAAAAAUUUUAAUAAUAAAAGAUUAACUGUAUUAAUAUGGCACUAGUAACAAGAGAUCUCUUCCGUAAUUGGUGGGAAGAUAUGGACCGUUAUCAUCGAGAAUUAGAAGAACAUUUUAAACGUCUUAGUACUAGAGAUGAUUUUUGGAAACUACCACCAAUGCCAUCCUUCAAUGAAUUUUUCCAACCAUGGAGAAAUAUGAUGGAACAAUUGGAACAUCAAGUUGGAGGUUCGACUACUAUUGAACGAGAUCAAAACAAAUAUCAGGUAAUUGUCGAUGUGCAACAAUUUGCACCAGAGGAAAUCACCGUCAGAACGGAUGAUAAAUGUAUUACCAUUGAGGGGAAACACGAAGAGAAGAAAGAUGAACAUGGUUACGUAUCGAGGCAUUUUGUGCGUCGAUAUGUGCUUCCACAAGGAUAUGAUAUUGGCCACGUUAAACCGAGUUUGUCAUCUGAUGGUAUUCUUACUAUUACUGCUCCAAGAUUAGCUCUGCCAGCACCUGGAGAAAGAAUUAUACCGAUCGAACGAAGUAAUGCACCAGCUAUUAAAGCAGCAUAAUUUGUAAAUAAUAUCAUCUAAUAGACUCUUAUAUAUUUAAAAUUCAUUACAUACAGUAUUUUAUAACUUUUUUUUUCGUAUACUUUGAAAUUGUUUGUUUAUAUUGAUUUAAUUGUCAAUAACAAAUAGUCAUAUAUAUAUGUGGAACUGAUAAUUUAAUUGUUUUAAUUUCUUAGAUAUAUAAGAUCAUAUUAUAAAUAUGUUCAAAAAAUUUAAGAUAUUGAAAUUUGAUCAUUGCACUAAACCAUUCUUUUUAUUUGCGUUACGCUAUUAAAAUUGUUUAACAUAAAUAUUUCUGAUAUUGUAUGAUGCAAUUUUGUAAAAUUCAAUUAUACAAUAUUUUAUUAUUAUCAUUAUAUUAUAAACAUACGUUAUUGUAAGUACUUUUUAUUAGCUUUAUUUUUCAAUAAAUAAAGAUUAAAUAUUAAAA
This is a messenger RNA of Apis florea (little honeybee), 1160 nucleotides long. Its product is annotated as protein lethal(2)essential for life. NCBI's taxonomy places the organism in Eukaryota, Metazoa, Arthropoda, Insecta, Hymenoptera, Apidae. Gene Ontology annotation, biological process: protein refolding; response to heat. Gene Ontology annotation, cellular component: cytoplasm; nucleus. The record is from RefSeq and is a predicted model, not a curated record.